AUGCCGUCCACUCGUUCGUUGAUCUUCGGCCUAGGAGCCAUCGCUGGCAGCUACGCUCAGCAGCAAACCGAAUAUGACUACAUUAUCUGUGGUGGAGGCACGGCAGGAUUGGCUGUGGCGAACAAGCUCUCUGAGGCAAACAACACAGUCUUGAUUGUUGAAGCAGGGGUCAACGGUUCGACCGCCUCUUGGUCAUACAGGAGCACACCACAAACAUAUGCAAAGGGUCGAGUUCUCGAUCUGCCAGCAGGAAGGACAGUUGGAGGCAGCAGUCAAAUUAAUGGCAAGGUCUAUUCUCGCCCUAAUGCCCAAUCUAUCGAUGACUGGGGCCGAGUCAACGAUGGAGACUGGUCGUGGAACACCCUGCUCCCAUUCUACAAGUCUUCAGAGACACUUGAUGUUCCAAGUGAGGACCUUGCAGACGCAGGUUACACAUACAAUCCAGAUUAUCAUGGCACCUCUGGACCUCUCAAUGUCUCUUUUCCUGCGCAAGGUACUCGAGCGUACUGGGAGCUUCUGAAGAAUGCUUCUGCGGCCUUUGACAUCAGUGUCAACAGGGAUUUCAAUGGUGGCAAAGCGGAAGGCCUUGCGACCUACCCAGCAGCGUUUACCAUCAAUGGCGAACGUGAACAGACUCGAGAAUCUGCCCGCGAGGCUUACUACCUGCCAAUUGUCGGUCGCACGAACCUCGAACUGCUCGACGAGACAGUCUGUCUCAGAAUCGUAUUCGCCGAUGCUCAGGGCGAGAACGCGACACUGACAGCAACCGGCGUUGAGAUUGCCAACACCAACAACCAAACCACCAUCACGGCGAGGAAGGAAGUCAUUCUUGCAGCAGGUGUCUAUCGCUCACCAGGUAUUCUCGAGUUCUCAGGAAUCGGCAACAAAGCCCUCCUCGCCAACUACAGCAUCGAAGCCAAAAUCGACCUUCCUGGUGUCGGAGAGAACCUUCAGGACCAAUUACAAGGAAACAUCUACUACGAGCGGGUCAACUCAUCCAACAUCACCUUUCCUUCGCCCGUUGGAGACGAGAUCACAACUCCAUAUCUCAUCCACGCCACGUACGAGCAAAUCUUCGGUGAUGAUGCGGGGGACUUCCAGGAGAGGACAAACAGCUCGCUGUCCGAAUACGCCAAUACCAUCUCGGAAGGUAUCAACGGCACUCUCAGCGCUGACCAGAUUCUCAACUCUCUCCGUGUUCAAUAUGAGGCUAUUUUCAGCACUCUCAUUCCUUCCGUCGAGAUCUUUUCUGGUCAAAGUUUGAACAGCACACACUUGAAUCUUGAAUUCUGGCCUCUGAUUCCGCUCGGUCGCGGCAACGUCCACAUCUCAGGUGGAAACCCAGAGCGUGCAGGAGAUUCUCCAAACGUGAACGUGAACUGGGGCAUUCUCGAAUUCGACUGGGAAAUGCUCACAGCAUCUGCCCGCUUCGUCAGAAACAUGUUCAAAACCGAAGCUUUCGCCGCCGAAGUCCAGGCCGAAACUCGUCCCGGCUUCAGCAAUGUCUCCGAAGAUGCAAGUGAUGCAGAGUGGAAAGAAUACUGGCAAGACAACUUCCGUGCUGGAUGGCAUGGCGUCGGAACUGCUGCUAUGCUACCCAGAGAGUGGGGCGGUGUGGUGAAUACGAACUUGACAGUCUAUGGUACUGCUAAUGUUCGAGUUGUGGAUGCUUCGGCCAUCCCAUUCCAGCUUGGUGGUCAUCCUACGGCGACUGUCUAUGCUUUGGCCGAGAGGGCUGCAAGCUUGAUUGUUAAUGGUACAAGUGGUUGA
Messenger RNA from Cercospora beticola, 1770 nucleotides. Its product is annotated as GMC family oxidoreductase. Gene Ontology annotation, molecular function: flavin adenine dinucleotide binding; oxidoreductase activity, acting on CH-OH group of donors. Lineage: Eukaryota; Fungi; Ascomycota; Dothideomycetes; Mycosphaerellales; Mycosphaerellaceae. The record is from RefSeq and is a predicted model, not a curated record.